This is a messenger RNA of Leptinotarsa decemlineata (Colorado potato beetle), 1152 nucleotides long. It is a transcript of the gene l(3)mbn, whose product is annotated as lethal (3) malignant blood neoplasm. NCBI's taxonomy places the organism in Eukaryota, Metazoa, Arthropoda, Insecta, Coleoptera, Chrysomelidae. The record is from RefSeq and is a predicted model, not a curated record.
AUGCUAAGAUUUCACCUCAAAGUUUUCACGGCGACUUCCCUACUCAUACCGAUUUCCCCCAACUUCAGAGUCAGCAAGUUACUCAUCAAGAUUCACAGCAACAUAGAAAUAUUCAGCAGCAAAGUUUGAAAAGUACUGUGUCUAUAUCUCAGCAAAAAGUAGUCAGUCAAAUUGCCCAAUAUUUGAAUGAAAUCGAGAAAGUUCAAAGUCUAGCACCAGAUCUUUUAACAAAAGUUAUUUUAGAUGGCACACCGGGUCUUCCUGUAGCAGGUCUCCAAGAUGGCACUGAUACACCACAGAAUUAUCAAUCUUCACAGCAAAAUUCACAUACCCAGCAGCAGCAUGAAUUCGGUCAUCUGGCAAGUGGAAAACCAGGACUUUCCAUAACGACUUUUCAACCAAAUCUUCUGGUCAAUCAGGCCAAUCAGCAGUACCAAAACUCUCAGCAAUACUCGCAAGACUCAGAAGGAUAUGUUUCGAAUCAAAAUGGCCUCAUUCGAGAUCAAAAUAACAAACGCCCCUUUCAAGGUGACACAGAAAUAUUAACAAAUAUACCUGGAAUUGGGAGUAUUACUACUACAGGUAAACUCUCUGUCAUCGAUUUCACAACUUCCAAAACUACCACCUGUAUCAGUUUCUGAUAACAUCAUCCAUGUAGGAGGUAAACAUCCCAUGGACAUACCUAUCAAAGAUAAAUUUCCAGGAAUGGUUGAUGGUUUACCAGAUGGAGUAGAGGAAACAGACGUAAAGAACAUUCUUUACAAAUUUAAAUAUACUGUCGGUUUCCAUGGACACUACGAGAAGGGAUUGAAGAACGGCACCAAAAUUGGUGGGUACUUCGUUAAUGGAAGAGAUGGAGUAAGUAGGGUAGUUACUUACAUAGCAGACGAAAAUGGGUAUAGGCCGAAAUUCAAGUUCAUCAAUUUAGGAUUGGACUCUCCUGAUACACCUAAGGAAGACACGGAGAAAACUUUUGGGCUCAAAAGCUUUGAAUUCGUUUGGUAUCCAAUUGAGUGAAUAAUGUUUUGGAUUUUUUCUGAAUCGAAGUAUAUGAAAUGAUUUUUUUGUUUAUGUACAUAUCCGAAAAAUAUAUUAUAGAUUUAAAGUAUUUCAUAAAUUCCAGGUUGAAUUAAUAAAACUGAGACUGGAGUA